AUGGAUAAAGCAAAUAAGACAAGUGUGUCAACUGAUAGCAAAGUUAUUAAUUUUUUAAAUGUAACAUCAAUUGAGGAUACACCAAUAAAAGAACUUUUAAAACAACCAUAUUAUCAUGGAUUUUUACCAAGAGAAGAUAUCAAUAAAAUGCUCAAAAAAGAUGGUGAUUUUCUGGUACGCCUCUCUGAACCUGUAGCUGGUAAAGAACGUGCCUACAUUUUAUCUGUACGAAUAAAACCACAAAAAGGAAGUGUAACAAUAAACAAAUGUUUGAAUCAUUUUGUUAUCAAAAAAACUCCAAACAAUAAAUAUAAAAUUUCAAAAGCAGCUUUUAAUUCAGUUGUGGAAUUGAUAAGUCAUCAUACUGAAACAAAAGCAUCAGUCUCAUGUGGUAAUGAUAUUAUUUUAAAAAAUGCUGUAGGAAAACAAUCAUGGGAAUUCUGUCAUUCUCAGAUUAAAACAACUAAAAAAUUAGGAGAAGGUGCAUUUGCUGAAGUUCAUCUUGGAACAUAUGAGAACAAUGAAACUGGAAAAAUUACAGACGUUGCAAUUAAACUAGCUAAAUUAGAAAAAUUAACAAAAGAACAGGUAAAAGAAAUAAUGAAAGAAGCCAGAUUAAUGAGAACUUUUUUCCAUCCAAAUGUCGUUAGAUUACUUGGUGUUGCAGCAGGCCAAGAACCAUUAAUGUUAGUUAUGGAACUUUGUGCUAAAGGUGCUCUUGACAGUUAUUUACAAAAAAAUAAUUUAGAUACUGAUAGAAAAAUGAAUAUGUGUUGUGGAGCUGCAUUUGGAAUUGAAUAUCUUCAUUCACUAAAAAUUAUUCAUCGUGAUAUUGCUGCAAGAAAUUGUUUAUAUGGAGGAGAUGGACAAGUAAAAAUAUCAGAUUUUGGUAUGAGUGUUAUAGGUACUUCUUACAAAAUAGAUACAAAAGGUAGAGUACCAAUUAAAUGGUGUAGUCCUGAAACAAUUACUUCAAAAACUUAUUACACAAAAAGUAAUGUAUUUGCAUAUGGUAUAAUGGUUUGGGAGAUAUUUAAUAAUGGUAAAGAACCAUAUCCUUCAUUAUCUAAUCAUGAAUUUGUUAUAAAAUUUAUAAAAGAAGAUUAUAGAAUGACUUUACCUGAUGAAAUACCUAAAAAUUUUAAAGAAUGCAUUUUGAAAAAAUGUUGGGAAAGAAAUCAUAAACUACGUGCAACGAUGACUGAGGUAGUUGAAUGUUUGCAACGAGAAACUGGAAUUUGCCGUUAUGAAGCACAAAGAGAGCAACAAAACGAUGAAAUCGAACCCAAAUCAUUAAAUGAAGUUGCAAAAACUGUUCAAGAAAAAAAUUAA
Messenger RNA from Strongyloides ratti, 1332 nucleotides. RefSeq names its product Tyrosine-protein kinase Fps85D. Gene Ontology annotation, biological process: protein phosphorylation. Lineage: Eukaryota; Metazoa; Nematoda; Chromadorea; Rhabditida; Strongyloididae. Gene Ontology annotation, molecular function: protein tyrosine kinase activity; ATP binding. The transcript has 2 exons. The coding region runs from base 1 to 1332 and encodes 443 amino acids. The record is from RefSeq and is a predicted model, not a curated record.